AAGCGACGAUGCCAAUAUGGGUGGUUCUUCUGUCGCGGAUCAUAAUGAAGGAGAAGCAGACGACGAAGGUGUACUUGUCUCUGAUCCCCAUAAUAACUGGUGUCCUGUUGGCCACAGUCACGGAGCUUUCCUUCGACAUGUGGGGACUCAUCAGUGCACUCGCUGCCACUCUGUGUUUUUCCCUUCAGAACAUCUUCUCCAAGAAGGUGUUACGAGAUUCCCGAAUACAUCACCUUCGGUUGCUGAACAUACUCGGGUGCCAUGCUGUGUUCUUCAUGAUCCCAACGUGGGUUUUGGUAGAUCUUUCUUCCUUCUUAGUAGAGAAUGACUUGAGCACCAUGUCUCAUUGGUCCUGGACCUUGAUGCUGCUUAUCAUCAGUGGAUUCUGUAAUUUCGCCCAGAACGUCAUUGCCUUCAGCAUCCUGAACCUCAUCAGCCCACUGAGUUACUCUGUCGCAAACGCCACCAAGAGAAUCAUGGUCAUCACAGUGUCCCUUAUCAUGCUUCGCAAUCCGGUUACGAGCACCAAUGUCCUUGGGAUGAUGACAGCCAUCUUAGGGGUUUUCUUGUAUAACAAGACAAAAUACGAUGCAAACCAAGAAGCAAAGAAGCAGCUACUUCCAGUUACAACUGGAGACCUUGUGAAUUUGGACCGGCAUCGAAACACACCCGAAAAGUCUCAGAACGGACUCACGGCGUUUGCACAACACGGGGACUAUCAGUAUGGUCGAACCAAUAUCCUAACAGACCACUUCCAGUAUAAUCGGCAAAACUACCCCACUACCUACAACUUAAAUCGUUUUGAUAUAUAGAAUGCAGCAAACAGGUACAGACUGUGGUAUCAGAGUG
Molecule: messenger RNA, 849 nt
Organism: Tauraco erythrolophus (red-crested turaco)
Lineage: Eukaryota; Metazoa; Chordata; Aves; Musophagiformes; Musophagidae
Source: RefSeq, a predicted model, not a curated record